Nanorana parkeri is the source of this 2983-nucleotide messenger RNA. It is a transcript of the gene GIT1, whose product is annotated as GIT ArfGAP 1. The transcript is spliced from 21 exons. NCBI's taxonomy places the organism in Eukaryota, Metazoa, Chordata, Amphibia, Anura, Dicroglossidae. Gene Ontology annotation, biological process: brain development; regulation of ARF protein signal transduction. Gene Ontology annotation, molecular function: GTPase activator activity; protein binding. The record is from RefSeq and is a predicted model, not a curated record. Bases 170 to 2413 code for a protein of 747 amino acids.
CACAUAGACAGGGGGGAUCAGACCCGCUGGCAGCCGAAUAGAAGUGAGUGAAGACAGGAGGCUGCGAGGACGUGCGCUCCUCUCCCCUGAUCCCCGGACAUUCUCCGGACUGGUGCAGCCUGAACACAGCACCCUGGCUCAGAAGGUGAUCCCCUCCUCCCCUCUGAGGAUGUCUCGGAAGGUGCAGAGGGGCGAGGUGUGCGCCGACUGCAGUGCCCCAGAUCCUGGCUGGGCUUCCAUUAACCGCGGGGUGCUGAUAUGUGAUGAAUGCUGUAGCGUACACAGAAGUUUGGGCCGACACAUCUCAAUCGUGAAACACCUCCGACACAGUGCAUGGCCAUCAUCCCUAUUACAGAUGGUGCACACAUUGGCCAGUAAUGGAGCAAACUCUAUCUGGGAGCAUUCUCUUCUAGACCCAGCGCAAGUUCAGAGUGGUCGCCGUAAAGCCAACCCACAAGACAAGCUUCACCCUACUAAGUCAGAGUUUAUACGUGCCAAGUAUCAAAUGCUUGCGUUUGUGCACAAGCUACCUUGCCGCGAUGAUGAUGGAGUGACUGCCAAAGACCUUAGCAAGCAACUCCACUCCAGCGUGAGGACGGGGAACCUGGAAACCUGCUUACGUCUGCUGUCUCUUGGGGCACAAGCCAAUUUCUUCCACCCGGAAAAAGGGACCACGCCUCUGCAUGUUGCAGCUAAAGCUGGGCAGAUCCUACAGGCUGAGCUUCUGGUGGUAUAUGGAGCUGAUCCUGGGGCCCCUGAUGUGAAUGGCAGAACACCUAUUGACUAUGGCAGGCAGGCAGGACACCAUGAUCUGGCUGACAGAUUGGUGGAGUGUCAGUAUGAGCUGACAGACAGACUAGCCUUCUACCUGUGUGGAAGAAAGCCAGAUCAUAAAAAUGGACAUUAUAUAAUUCCUCAGAUGGCUGACAGAACGCGCCCCAGGGGUGUGCCUCAGAGUUUGGAUUUGUCAGAACUUGCAAAAGCUGCCAAAAAGAAGCUGCAGGCGCUCAGUAACAGACUCUUUGAAGAGCUGGCCAUGGACGUUUACGAUGAAGUCGACCGAAGAGAAAAUGAUGCAGUAUGGUUAACAACCCAGAAUCACAGCACACUGGUGACAGAGCGCAGUGCGGUGCCUUUCCUGCCUGUUAACCCUGAGUACUCUGCAACCAGGAACCAGGGGCGUCAGAAAUUGGCACGCUUUAAUGCCCGGGAGUUUGCCACUCUAAUUAUAGAUAUCCUAAGUGAAGCCAAGAGGCGGCAACAAGGCAAGACCUCGGUGAUCUACACAGACAACCUUGAUUAUUCUUUGAGGAAUAACACCAAUGACUGUGAUGACCAGCACGACUAUGACAGUGUAGCGUCUGAUGAAGACAACGACCAGGACCUGCUGAGGAACUCCAGAAACAACAGAGCCAGGAGCAUGGAUUCCUCAGACCUGUCAGAUGGCCCCAUUACUUUGCAAGAGUAUCUGGAAGUAAAAAAGGCCCUUGCAACAUCUGAUGCCAAAGUACAGCAGCUGAUGAAAGUGAAUAAUAACUUAAGUGAGGAGCUACGCCGACUUCAGAGAGAGAUUCAGAAACUGCAGUCCGAAAACUCACAGAUCCGAUACCAGACAGGCCCAUCACCCCCUCCUCCAGCAAACCCUGAGCGAGCAGAGCACCCACCUUCCGCUGCCCACCGGCAAAACCGGCAAGCCUUUUCCAUGUAUGAGCCAGGAUCAGCACUUAAACCAUUUGGACAAUCCACCGAUGAUCUUAGCAAUCGACUUCAGCCGUUUCCCUCUGGGAUCCGGAAAGGGAUCUCUGCCUCUUCUGUGCCCUUCCCCCCUCUGUCCUCCCCUCUGUUCUCUGGACCUCCGGACAAUACCCGGAACAUGUCUGCCAAGGCAGAUCGGCACGGCAGUGGAGCAGACAGUGACUAUGACAAUACCCAGACCACAGAAACUAGUAGCGGCAUGGAAGGAAGGAGGUUCCUGGAUAUGUCUCGAGAUGAAGAUUUCCAUGCGGAUUCUGAAGAUGUUGAGAUCGGGUUGGACCCAACAUUACCCAGUACGGAGGAUGUAAUCCUGAGGACCGAACAAGUAACCAAAAACAUCCAGGAGCUCCUCAGAGCUGCACAAGAGUUCAAACAUGACAGUUUUGUUCCUUGCUCUGAGAAGAUUCACUCAGCAGUAACAGAAAUGGCAUCGCUAUUUCCAAAGAAGCCAGCAUUGGAGACGGUACGGUCUUCCUUGAAGUUGCUCAAUGGUAGCGCUUACCGGCUGCAAAUUGAAUGUCGCAAAACUGUGCCACCAGAGCCAGGGGCCUCAGUAGACUACCAGCUUCUGACCCAGCAGGUCAUCCAGUGCGCUUACGACAUUGCCAAGGCCGCCAAACAGCUGGUCACUAUCACCACCCGGGAGAAGAAACUGUGACCUUUGUGUGGACUAUACACCUCGUGUCCUUCACUAGAGGGCACUUCUCUUUUGUAAUGUCGUAGCUGCCAAGACUUCCAUAAGACACUGAGGAUUCUCCAUAGCCUUGGAUGAGACUGAGGCAUCUACACUCCUGGCAACCAACGUGAGAGUUGCUCUUCAGGCAACCAAAUGUUAAAUCUACAGUCCCCCUCAUCAGCAACAUAAUGUAGGCAUGCCCUGCCUUUACUUUCUUGAAUUGUAGAGCGUAUUAAUUUCCAAAACACUGCACACAUGUGUAUUUAUGUGUGUACAAAGCAUAUAUAGUUACUUAUAAAAAAAAGUGUGUGGUUCUAGGAAUUGUCUUGUGGUAGGAGGGUCAGUCACACGUCUUGUGAUGGUUAUCUAUGGAACAGUAGCAUGAAGGCUCAUUGUAUAUGAGCUAAGCCAAAUGUGUUUUACUAUAUAAUGUUUACAUAAAGGAUCCAUGGCUGUCAGCUCACUGGAUUAUAAAGCACAAUGAUAUCCUGGUCCAUUGAUGGUAAGGGUGAUGUAUACGGGAUACUUUUGCUCCCUACGGUAACUGGAUGU